CCCACAAAAGACCUCCCUCCACCGUUGAGAGGCGAGAACAAAGGGGCCCAAUUAGUACACCUCCUCCUUCCACUCUCGCUUUAUAUUCUUCUCUCUUGUUCUCUCCGGUACUUCUUACUCGCUUCCGACUUCCAGCCAUCCUUCCACCACCCCCUCUCCGCCGCCAGGCAGUCUCCAAUGGCUGCCUCUCUCCAUGGAUCGGUUCUCCUCCGGAACGCUAACCAUAAUCUCUAUGGCAUUCGAGUCGCCGCCGCUUUGCCUUCUUCCGCGGCAUCCUUUCCUUUGGUCGCCGUCCCCCGCGGCUUGGAUCCCGCUUGCUCCCUGCUGAACAGAAGGGUUCUGGGUUCUCUUCUGGUUCCAGAAAAAAGGCGGCCAAAAAAGUUUGUUGCUCUCGCGAUUUCUCGCGAGGAAUCGAAGAAUUCAGAUUUUGAAGUGGAGAAGGAUAAUGAUCAUGCCGCUGGAGGAUCACAAGAAGCAUGGAAGGAGGCACUUGAACGCUUGAAGGCAGAAUCCUUAAAUGUCAAAUCUGUAUCGGAAGAGGCAUAUCAGGUUUACUCGACGAAAGCUAUAGAAAUGUUGAUGGAUACAUCCGAGAAUCUCAAAAUUCAAGCUGAUAAAGUACAAACGGAUCUAAGUGUAUUAGCCCAGGAAAUCUCAAAAGAAGGACAGGAGUAUCUAUCUGCAGCAGCAAAGAACUAUCCUGAUUCAGUUAGGGAAAUAUUGGAAGUUUAUGCUUCAGUGGAGGAAUUGAGCAAUAUUUCUUCAGUCAGAGAUUUCUAUCUUGGAAUUCCCUAUGGUUGCUUUCUUGCUGUUGGCGGUUUCCUACAUUUUAUGCUUACUGGAAGCAUUCCUGCCAUACGGUUUGGCUUUAUUCUUGGCACUGCAAUUUUGGCUCUGAGUGUGUCAAGCUUGAGGGCAUGGAAGAAUGGAAAUGAAACCCCUCUUCUUUUGGUCGGGCAAACUGCAAUUUCAGCUAUUAUUUUCUUCAGGCAGUGGAUGUUGUGUUCUCAGAGGGGAUUAUUUCCAAACCUCUUGAUGCUUGCUAUCAGCGGUGCAAUGAUGGGUUUCUAUGCUUAUAGACUUGCAAUAGAUCAUUUCAACAAGGAUGAUGACCUGGAGCAGAGCUCAGAGAAUCAGCAGCCAUAGUGGAGGCCUGGUUAGGAUAUAUUGAAUAAGCAGAGACAAUACUGAAAGAGAUCAGGCUGAGUUCCAAGGAUAUGCUUUUGGAAGCUUCUGAAAUUUUGACAUCCAGGAAUGUUUAUGUGUAUGCUUUUUCUUUCCCUUUAGCAUGUAAGUUUAAGCGUCUAGCUAAUAAAAGGAUCGCAAAUGGUGGUUAGACGUCAGUCAUGGUUGCUAUUCACCUGAGUACUGUCAAAAAUGUCACAAUUUGCUUAGUUUGAAGUAUUAACUUCACAAAUACAUAUGUGCAAAAUUAAUAUAGUUUGAAAUAGAGAUUAAUGUUUGGAUA
Messenger RNA from Zingiber officinale, 1468 nucleotides. RefSeq names its product protein FATTY ACID EXPORT 3, chloroplastic-like. Gene Ontology annotation, cellular component: membrane. The transcript has 7 exons. The record is from RefSeq and is a predicted model, not a curated record. Bases 178 to 1146 code for a protein of 322 amino acids. NCBI's taxonomy places the organism in Eukaryota, Viridiplantae, Streptophyta, Magnoliopsida, Zingiberales, Zingiberaceae.